Nematostella vectensis (starlet sea anemone) is the source of this 2941-nucleotide messenger RNA. RefSeq names its product keratin-associated protein 10-4. Bases 842 to 2380 code for a protein of 512 amino acids. The transcript has 2 exons. Lineage: Eukaryota; Metazoa; Cnidaria; Anthozoa; Actiniaria; Edwardsiidae. The record is from RefSeq and is a predicted model, not a curated record.
UUUGUUAGGUAACAAAAACGCUGCAACUUCUGCCGUAGAGGCGCCUUUUCGAAGCUGGGAAAUGCGUUAAGCUUGAGGUUAGCAUGCAAUCAGUGGGGGUAUUAUGGGUAAACACGGGGUUAAGGCUUCGAAAUAUUCAUCGCUACUCGCAAUGUGAACAACAUGAUUCACAGAACCAUUUAUGUGCAAGGCGCUUCUCUUUAUCUUUGCUCGAUCGGCCGGGUCAGUUGGAAUUGUAGGAGCGCGGCAUUGCUCUUAGGGGAGGGCUUCCCUUUUCCGGCUAUCUCAAUACCAGCUCUUCUCAUCUGAACAUCGAUAAGGGAGAUUUAUAGCUGACGAUAUACGAUGCAUGGAUUGUAAUUCUCCCUCUUGUUAAGCUUUAUUCAAGUUUACCCUCUUGGAAUUAAAGGCAAUACGUUCUUGCGUCAGCGAAUAGCUUAAUUAUUGUACUUGUCCAAAACUGAAUGAAAAGUUUAUUAAUUCAAUGACGUUUAACCGGAAAUAAGGUCCCAAACCAAAGCAAAUUGGAGGGUUACGAUUACAUCCAACCAAUCUCACAAUUUAGCCGCUGCUGACUUUACUGUAAUCUUGAGUCAAUCAACGGAAAGUUUAGCUCCUUGUUGAAUAGGUCACAAGUCGCCAAGAAACAUUUCUCUCCCACUAAAACAGCACGAAAUAUAAUACUAAAACUCUUUGUCUCUGCGUGCUUUGACAGCCGGCGGUCUAAAGUGCACCUUUUCAACUGUCGGUAUGCAGAUAUGAAAGAUCUUUGGCAGAUUAUCCGCUCUCUCUCGGCAGCGAGUGUAACAUCUAUCGCAGCAAAAAACUGACCCGCAUCGGUAUGGGGCGUCGCCGGACAUUAAGAAAGUCUUUUCAUAAACGACAGGCCAUGGUGUCCCCCGGUGUUUUGGCUGUUGUCCUUUUCACUUUGGUCAAUCCUGGACGUGGACAGACCGGACAAACUGGACGGACCAGACAGACCAAGGAAUUUGACGCGGAGUCUUCCCAGUGUACACUGCGCGGCGACUCGAUGUGUCACCAGUACUGGGCAGUACGCAUGCGCAACAUGACGUGUCACGUGAGCAAGCAGUUUAAUGCCUGUGAUCAGCUGUGCCAUGGCGGGAAAUGCAACCAAUCAUGUGUUGCACCGAAAGAAUGUCGCCAGAGAUGCUUUGCUGGCGCUUGUAAGGACAUGAAGUGUGACUCUCAUAAGUGUCGGCAACAUUGCUUGCGCAGUGCUUGCAGCUCGCAAUGUAAGAGCAAGGAGUGUAAACAAGAGUGCAACCUGAGUAGCUGCAACUUGGCGUGUGAACCUGGAGUCAAACGCUGCGUACAGAAAUGCAAGGCUGGAAAUUGCAUCAUGCGUUGCCCGCGAGGGGUGCAAUAUUGCGAGCAAUCUUGCGUAUAUGGUAACUGCCUCAUGUUCUGUGAGGCGGACAAGUGUAAACGGUCUUGUCGUGCGGGAAGCAAGUGCGCGUACUUGGAUCGGCCAAAGCCCCCUCCUACACAGCGAUCCCUGAUUGAUAACUGCAACUAUGGCGAGGUGAACAGGACGUGUUACCAAGAUUGCAUUGCGGGCUCAUGCGACAUCAAAAGCGACGCCCCAGACAAGAACCACAGCCAGGUGUGCUUUGGUGGUAGAUGCAAUUUCGAUUGUACGAAUGACUUCAAGUGUAGUCAAGUAUGCAUCGGAAAAGGAUGCGGGAAGCUGAUUUGCACCGCGGAUAUGUGCCUACAAGAGUGCGUUUCUGGUAACUGCGAAAUGGACUGUAGAUCGACGAAAAAGUGCAGUCAAAUUUGCCGAGGCGGGGGUUGUAGGAUGACUUGCCUUUCGUCGAAGACACAUCUUUGUCGGCAGUUUUGCACGGGCGGGGGUUGCGAUAUGACGUGUAAUGCUAAAAACUGCGCACCCUCGUGUCACGCAGGGCAUUGUAAAUACACUCGUAAUAGACCAGCCGAGUCUAGCGUGCUCAAGAUAUGCGAUUCCAGCGACCAUGGUGUGUGUAGGCAGGUUUGCGCCCACGUGGAGGGGUGUGACUUACAGUGCAACCAUUACAACUCCUUUCACUCAUGCAACCAGACAUGCGAUGAUGGUAUGUGUAAAAUGAGUUGCACUACCAAGGAAGUGUGUAAUCAGAAUUGCGCGGGAAGUCAAUGUUACACCAUGACUUGUAACGCCAAGUCGUGCGUACAAAUAUGUAAUGGCGGCGAGUGUGGGCUGAUAGAGUGUAAUGCGGAGCGCUGUUCGCAAUUGUGUUUCGGGCACGGAUGUCACAUGAAAUGCUCGGCUAAAGUCAAGUACUGCGACCAGGCGUGUACAGGAGCAGGGAACUGUAUAUUUGAUUGUCAUGCACAGACUUGCACUGUUACACUCUUGUGAUGGUGCAACCAUUCACUAUUAAUGAAUCAGAGAUUACUGUGUCAUAUGAUGAAAGCUGCCUGAAAAUGGAGGGGCUUGGCCCCUUCUUCUAGAAUCACACAUUGCGCGUCCUCAAUGGUGUGGCUGGCAUGAAGGGGGAGAGAACACCUUUGUAUUUCUACACUUUCUCUUCGAUUAUUUCUCUUUGAGAAACCAUAGACUUGGCUAUUAUGGGUACUUCAUAGGUUAGAUGCUGAUAUGAAUUAGCUAGGAUUUUUGAAUUGAUUAUAGGAUCGUUUGCAGUCGCGUAGCUGUCAAUGCAGGAGAUGAAAAAAAAGGCGAAUCCUAAUUGUAUGGAUAAAAAUCGCGAGAAAGGCAUUAGCGAGCGUAGCGCAAUGGCCGUGAUAAAGAAUUAGUGGUACCCAAAAGAUAGUUAGUAUAUCACGAGGCCAUGUUCAAUGCUUCAAUGAUUGUUUGUUUCGGCAUCAGAUCGCCUGCAAAUCACGCUGGGUCUGUAGAUUGAUAUUUGGCCCCUUGGCUUGUUAACAUUUAACACAGGAUUUAAAUUGACAUUUAACUGUA